CCCGCGUGAUGGAGAGGAUGGAGCUACCGGGGACGCGGAGAUGUGGCACUGCUCCUUUUUUAUGUGCUUAAAAAGACAUCUGUGGUGGAGCCAGGCGGCAGGCAGGGAUCCCCAGGAAGCCAUGGCCAGAAACGGGUGCUCUGGGACGUGGUGGAGGUGGGAGCUCUCCUAACAAUUCAGUGUCUUCUCCUGAGAACCCCAGACGUCCUUCCUUCCCACGCCUCUGCAGAAAGCUCUAGAGAAAGCGCAGCACCAUGUACACCUUCCUGCCAGAGAACUUCACACCAGUGAAGCAGAAGCCCUCCAAGGAGCUGAGGCCCAUGCUGGGCGCCAUCUUGCUGGGCCUCAUCCUGUUCAUUGCUGCAGUGGUGGCCUGGUGCUACUACACGGUGUCCCUGAGGAAGGCGGAGCGGCUCAAGACGGAGCUGAUGGACCUGCGGGCGGACGGCUUCGUCAUCCGCAACCAGCACGGGGAGGUGGUGUUCAGGCUGGCCUUCCGCUCGGGCAGCCUGGACCUGGAGUCGUGCUCCAAGGAGGGCGAGAUCCUGAGCUGCUCGCGCUCCAGCCGGGGGCCGCUCAACUUCUUCAUCCAGACAGUGAAGCCCAAGGACACGGUGAUGUGCUACCGCGUGCGCUGGGAGGAGCUGGAGGCCGGCCCGGCCGUGGAGCACACCAUGUUCUGGGAGGACACCCACUGGUACGGGGGCUCAGAGAUGAGCACGCAGCACUGGCCCAUCCGCCUGGCCGGCUACCAGGAGCCCGUGCCCUACGUGACCAGCGACGUCUACUCCUUCCGUGACAGCUUUGGCGGCAUCCUCGAGCGCUACUGGCUCUCCUCCAAGGCGGCGGCCAUCAAGAUCAACGACUCCGUGCCUUUCCACCUGGGCUUCAAUGCCACCGAGCGCACCCUCUUCUUCCAGGCCCGCUACAAGGACUCACCCUACAAGCCACCCCCGGGCCAGCAGCCAUUCCCCGAGCUCAGCUACCGCGUCUGCGUGGGCUCCGAUGUCACCUCCAUCCACAAGUACAUGGUGCGCAGGUACUUCAACAAACCCUCCAAGAUCCCUGCUGAGAAUGCCUUCAGAUACCCCAUAUGGUCCACGUGGGCCCUCUACAAGAAUGAUAUCGACCAGGAUAAACUCUUGCGGUUUGCUGAAAAGAUCAAGAAAUACCAUUUUAACUGCAGCCACAUUGAGAUUGAUGACAUGUACACCCAAGCCUAUGGGGACUUUGACUUUGACCCUGUCAAGUUCCCCAAUGUAACAGAAAUGUUUGCAAAGCUGAGGGAGGAUGGAUUUAAGGUCACUCUGUGGAUUCAUCCUUUCGUAAACUACAAUUCCUCCAACUUUGGCGUGGGGAUCGAGCGUCAGCUGUUCAUCAAGGAGCCAUCAGGGAGGCUGCCAGCCAUGGUGGAGUGGUGGAACGGCAUCGGGGCCAUCCUGGACUUCACCAACCCAGCAGCCCGCGACUGGUUCCAGAGCCACCUGCGCCAGCUCCAGCACAAGUACGGCAUCUCAUCCUUCAAGUUUGAUGCGGGUGAGACCAGCUACCUGCCCAAGCAGUUCAGCACCUUCCGCCCACUGUCAGACCCCAGCAUCUGGUCCCGGCGCUACACGGAGAUGGCCAUCCCCUUCUACGAGCUGGCCGAGGUGCGCGUGGGCUACCAGUCACAGAACAUCUCCUGCUUCUUCCGCAUCAUUGACCGUGACUCUGUCUGGGGCUACGAGCUCGGCCUCAAGUCACUCAUCCCCACUGUUCUCACCAUCAGCAUGCUGGGGUACCCCUUCAUAUCUGCUGACAUGAUAGGGGGCAAUUUUUUCCCCAAUAAAACCAAUGGAGCGGUGGAGAUCCCCGACCGGGAGCUGUACGUGCGCUGGCUGGAGCUGUCGGCCUUCAUGCCCUCCAUGCAGUUCUCCAUCCCACCCUGGCUCUAUGACAAGGAGGUGUCGCUGGUGGCCCCGCUGCUGCUGGAGCUGGCCGGGGAGGUCACCGACACCGGCGACCCCAUCAUCCGUCCCAUCUGGUGGAUCUCGCCCCGCGACGAGGCCACUCACCGGAUCGACUCCCAGUUCCUCAUUGGGGACACCCUCAUGGUGGCUCCCGUGCUGGAGAUGGGCAAGCAGGAGCGGGAUGUCUACCUGCCAGCGGGCAAGUGGCGCAGCUACAAGGGGGAGCUGUUUGAGAAGACCCCAGUGCUGCUCACCGACUAUCCCGUUGACCUGGAUGAAGUUGCCUAUUUCCUCUGGGUUUCCUAACAGGAUCUUCUUCAUCAGCUUUGGAAUAACCAUGCCUUACCUAGGACUU
Messenger RNA from Sturnus vulgaris (Common starling), 2304 nucleotides. Lineage: Eukaryota; Metazoa; Chordata; Aves; Passeriformes; Sturnidae. The record is from RefSeq and is a predicted model, not a curated record.